CAACAGCAGCAGCAGCAGUGGUGGUGAAGUGAGACUGGAGCGCGGGCGUUGGCGUUGGCGUUGGCUGGCGUCCCGAGUGCGGUGGCGGUGUUUUGGCGGGAACAAUGGCCGGAGCGGCGGCGGUGCGGGAACUGGAGGCGCUCGGGCUGCGGCGGAUCAGCGCCGCGUGGGUGGAUACGAUAUGGGAGGUGGAUUUUACAGAGACUGAACCGUUAGAUGAAUUCUUGGAAGAGGAGAUUACGGAAAAUGCACUUGAGGCAUUCACCCAACUUUAUAAGAGUAUCUUUAAGUUUGUUGACCAGUCGCAGCAAAAUGUGGAAGUGGGUGAUGUUUGGACAGUGUUUGCGGAGAAUAAUCUCUCCCAUCGAGCACUUGUUGCUGUGUUACAUCACUUUAUCCAUGUGGUUCAGGAUACAAAGGCUACUGUCACCCAGAGACAAUGUGCCUUAAAUGCAGCUGGGCUGUAUUUCCUGCUCCUUGAAAUCCCAGGAAGUGUUGCCAACCGUAUCUUCCAUCCAGUGCUAUUUAACAAAUGUUUGGAUACGAUUAAAAAGAACUGGCCGGCAGCAGAUGGAGAUUUCCGAAAACGGAAAAAGGACACCCAGGCAAAGAGUUCUCGAGGUGAUGGCAAAGCAAGAAAGCGAGCCAGACCAGUUAGACAGAAAACUAAUGAGGAUAUGUUUGAGGAAGAAGAUGAUGAAGAAGAUACUGACUAUUUGUCCACACGUGACCUGCUUCUAAUCAGAAAUAAUAUUUUCUCUCUGCUGAAGAAUUUCCUGCGAUUGCUUUCUAAUUUCCCUUUGAAGGACAAACCUGAUAAUGCUCUCCAUUGUCUGCAGCUAUUCACUGAUCUGACCAAUUUUGAACCUGUACCUGGAGGAUUACAACUUUCAGAUCCAAUAAACUUUGAAAGAACGAAAACUGUGCCUGAAUUAGCAUAUUAUGGACUUAAAUUACUGUGUUCACCCAAACAUGGUGAUGUUGAUAAGACACUGCGUUGCCUGUUUCAAAGACUGUUGAGUAUAAUAUUAAUGCUGGAUGGUGUGAACGGCACCAGAUCUGUUGCUGUCUUGGGAGUGGGACAACGAACUAUCAUUGCCAGAGAUCAAGCCAUUACAUUUGUCAGCUACAUUGUGGAUGAAGUGAAGGAGCCUGCGUUGCCCGUUCUUCGAAUAUUGCUGCAACACAUUUGCACUAAGGUGCCAGAUAAAGCGGAAUUUCGGACGCAUGGUGCCCAAGCCCUGGUGAAGUUGCUAAGUAAACUUUCUUCUGCGGAUUAUGUUGCUUUCUUGGAUUGGUUCCAUAAAUAUUCACUAAACAGCAAGAUUUCUUACAGAAAUUUUGCUUUGGAUGUAAUAAUGGCUUUGCUGAAAUUACCUGAUAGGGGAGAAGACCCCUCACUUCAACCAGAGCAUCAGAAGUAUCUCGAUAACAAGUAUUGGAUCCAGGUGGUGAUCUUGGAUAGAUGCUCCGAUAAAGCCCCUACAGUCCGGAGCAGGGCACUCUCUUGUCUUGCCCAAUGUUUAGACUUGAAUAUUGCAUCGGCUUUUGAGUCUGUUCAGGAACUAAUGCUGGGAACCACAAAAAGUCUACACAAGACCUUGGGUAUACUGGAAUCCACUGACGUCACAGGAAAUCUUUAUUCAUUAGCCACUGUCACAUCUAACCAAAGCAGGGAUGCAUUAAAAACUAUUGAAGUCACGGACCCAAGGGAAUCGAUGGUGAAGAAUGUUUCAGAAAUUAUGUCAAUGUUACGAGUGAGGGCUGGUGAUGAAAGAACCAUCGUACGGAAGUCAGCCAUUCAGGUGCUUGUAAGCAUUUUGAAACAGAAUGUAGUCCUCUGCACCCAAGAAGAUCUGACUGUAUUGCAAGAUCGUUGUCGAGAUCCUGCUCCAUCUGUUCGCAAGCAAACAUUGCAAUUAAUCACCGAUCUUCUGUUGGCUCAACCCAAUAAUGAAUUGCUACAGAAGGCUUGGAUGAAUGGAGUCAUCCCAGUUGUAAUUGAUCCUGAGAAUACGGUCCAGGAAAAAGCACUGGAGUGUCUAAAUCAAGUGGUAAUGCAGCAAAUCAAGAAUUACACGCAAUUUAGUGACGAAGACAAACGUCAAAGAUUGGCCUGGAAUGUCUUAGCACUUCUUGUAUUUGAGUAUCAGGAGCUUUGUCGUUACCUGACCAAAGCUUUCCUUCUGUGGUCCCAACAAGAUAAGUUCAGUUCAACUUUUAUAAAAGACCUUAUCACUCACACUGACACUGAUCAUGCAGCUGCUGCCUGGAUGUUGCUUUCAAAAAUUGCAGGAUCCUUCCCAAAGUUGAACUAUACCAAGAUUAUAGGCUCUUGGGAUGAUCUUUACAGGUCAAAAAAUAUAGACAAUAGAACAACCCACAUCUUGAGUGUCAUGGGCAACAUUGCUCAUCAUUUGUUGGAGGAAACCAGAGCUAAGUUGAUAGACGAAGUCAAGAAUUUGAUAAGUGCGUUUUGCUCUACUCCAGAAAUAGUCAGCCAGGCAGUUGAGACCUUGUACAAGCUCUGUCACGCUCAUUGUAAGACUCCAGAAGAGACGCAGGUCCUGCUGGAUCAGGUGUGCGGUGAGCUGAUCUUGAUUUGCGAAUCGUACAUCUCUAAUAUUGUUUUUAGCGAUGGAGGAACUCAGCAUGCGGAUGAGAGUAUGUUGGUGAAGCACCUUUUCACUCUUGGUGAGGCAGCACAGCUGUGCCCAAGGAAAGUUGAUAAGCGGAUCUUCCUGCUGGUCCAGUCAUUUCUUGCUGGCCCUCUCGGUCUGAGUCCUGAUAGCAGUGAUCUUCCGGCUUCACAGCCCCUUACCGAGUUUUCAGGAUCUGCUGCCGUAUCUUCGGUUGUCCGAGCACAUGCCUUUUUUACUCUCGGAAAGUUGUGCCUGCAGCAUGAAGAUCUAGCUAAGAAAUGCAUUGCUGCUCUUGCACGCGAGUUGGAGGUGUGCAAAGAUGUUGCAGUUCGCAAUAAUGUCAUCAUCAUCAUAUGCGACCUCUGCAUGCGAUACACUACCAUGGUGGUUCGGUACAUUCCUAAUGUUGCUGUGUGUUUAAAAGACAGUGACCCCUUUAUCCGUAAACAGACCAUGGUUAUGCUGACAAACCUACUCCAGGAUGAAUAUAUAAAAUGGAAAGGUUCCCUCUUCUUCAGAUUUGUAAGCGUUUUGGUGGAUUCAGAUGAAAGUAUACGGAGCUUUGCAGAGUUCUGUUUAGUCCACCUGCUCCUGAAAAGAAACCAGGUUAUGUUCUCUCAACAAUUUACUGAAUGCAUUUUCCACUUCAAUGCCUAUGAAAAACAUGACAAAUACAAUAAAUGUUCUCAAACUGAGCGAGAGAAGACGCUAUUUUCCUUGAAGGGGAAUAAAAACAAAGAGAAACGAAUGACUAUUUAUAAGUUUCUGUUGCAACACUUCACAGAUGAACAACGUUUCAAUGUUACCAACAAACUUGCUCAUGAUAUUCUAGCGUGUUUCGUUGAUGGAAUGCUUCCAGUGGAUAUGGAGGCAAAUGAAUUGCUCUCGGAUACAUUCGUGGUGAUGAGUUGCAAGGAGAUCAAACUCACUUCUUUUCGAACAAAAUCUAGUGAUGAUGCUCAGCUGGAUGAUGAAAUGGCCAUGGCUAAUGCAGUCAUGCAGGUAGCACAGAAAAAGCUCAUAUCACAGGUCCAGAAGAAGAAUUUUGUAGAAAACAUCAUCCCUAUUGUAUCAUCUCUGAAGAGUCAACUAGAGCAGAAGCACAUCCCAGCGCUGAAGGAUCUCAUGCAGUACUUGCAAGAAGUGAUGCAGGAUUAUCGGAAUGAGAUCAAGGAACUUUUUGCUGCUGAUCGGCAGCUGGCAGCUGAGUUGGAGUAUGAUCUUAAAAAAUAUGAAGAGCAGGUUGCUGGGGAGGAGGGGACGGAGUCCGUGACAGUGGGUGCAGCUGCGUUAUCACCAAGGGCUUCACCCUCGCUGCGCUCUGCUGUACGUAUUGGAACUGAAGCACUUUCUCCUGGUACCCGAGUAGCCCAGCUUACACCCCCAAAGCAGAGGUCCUCUCUUUCACCGUUUGGUAUUCCUAUUUCUACAUCCAUAGCAGUGCUUACGCCCAGGCUCACAAAGCGCAGAUCCAUGCCUUUAAGUACUUUGGCUAUUCUAAACUCUGCAAAGAAGGCAGUAGAAAUGAGCCAGAAAAGAAAAACCACCGGGUCUGUAUUACCGGGUUCCACCUUGAGGGGGAGCAGAUAUACUCACAAGUAUCCUGAUACUGCAGUUUCAUUACAGAGCUUGAAGGAGAAUACAGCGUCUGAGAGUUCAUCGUCCAAUGCCUCAAUGACUGAACGAGCCAUCAGCACUCCAGACCGAACAAUUGGCAAUGUGACCUUUGGUGCAGGAGUCAGCUACAUCAGUGUAACUCAAACCCCAACAGCUGAAAACGGUCAUGAACGGUCAAAGGAACAAAAUAACUUAUUGUGUCUGAUGUCCCCAGAUAAACCGGUACCUCAGCCGCGACAGUGGAAGGUGGAAUCGCCAGCUGCCAAUAAAACAAACCCAUUCCAAGGCAGAACUAGAUCUCAGAAGAAAAACUAAAGAGUUCAAACUGAAGCAGAAAUUUGCAUUUUGUAUUUUACUGUCAGUGCUUUUCGAUGUUUCUUCCUUUUGCACUCAGAAUUUCGGCAGAGAACUUUGCCAUUUCUCACAACUAUACAACAGACUACAAAUAUUUUAUUUUUGCUGUGACAAAUUUCAUGGGUUUUGUUUUUAGUUUAGUGGAAAGUCAUAUUUAUAGCCCUGUUGUAUAUUUGACUAAUAUAAUUUUUCUGGCUUGACAGUUUGAAUACUAGAUUAUUUUAAUCAAUAUUGCUACAUGUUAUGAAUUAGGGGCCACACAUUAGCAGCUUGAAUAUCGUAGCAUUGAUUAUCUUAGCAGUGGGAAUUACUGUGUUUAAAGUGAACAUAUCACUGCUUUGAUUGUGACUCAAAGAGCUUUUGCAUAAAGUGGCAGUGCAUUUUUGAGUUGAGAUCUCUUCUUGACUUGUUCAUUAGUAAUAACAUUGUAGUAUCGUGCAGGAUGCCCCUGUUUUGUGGCCUGGCUGUAAACAGGAGCAAAGCUGGGUGUAUGUGGCUAAAGCCAGUCCAUUGGCUUUUAUAAAGCUUCCUAAUAAAGCUGCAUAAUGAUAAUGUGAAAG
Molecule: messenger RNA, 5173 nt
Organism: Leucoraja erinaceus (little skate)
Lineage: Eukaryota; Metazoa; Chordata; Chondrichthyes; Rajiformes; Rajidae
Gene: ncapd3
Product: non-SMC condensin II complex, subunit D3
Exons: 35
Coding region: 105-4574 (1489 amino acids)
Biological process (GO): mitotic chromosome condensation; meiotic chromosome condensation
Cellular component (GO): condensed chromosome, centromeric region; condensin complex
Molecular function (GO): histone binding
Source: RefSeq, a predicted model, not a curated record